Messenger RNA from Styela clava, 837 nucleotides. Lineage: Eukaryota; Metazoa; Chordata; Ascidiacea; Stolidobranchia; Styelidae. The record is from RefSeq and is a predicted model, not a curated record.
UGGAAUUGAGUUGAUAUUCUUUCAUUAUCAAGAGUGUUAUACUGAAAUUCGCUCCUUGGAAAUGUGUCGUAUAUACAGUAUAACGGUUUAAAAUUAAAAAAAAGUGCUGUUCAUAUUGCAGCAGUAAUGCUCCAAGAACAGUUGGAAAAAUACCUCUACAUUUGCUUGUAUAUUCAUGCAUGUCAAAAAGCUUCGAAAUGUGAACAAAAUGCCGACGAGAAUGGAAAAAUAUAUUGUAGCAAUGACAACAUCGUUGGUUCUGAAUGUGCAUUUGUAUGUGCGCCUUAUCAUUCGUUAGUUGGAUCAAGUAAAAUCAAAUGUUUACAAACGUCAUCUGGAUUGAAAUGGUCGAAUUCAACUGUGGUUUUAUGCAAAGUCAAUCGAUGCAAACCAGAGAUCGACAUGCAUGUUCCGGGCAAAUUUGUGACUUGUUCAAAAACAAAUGAGGUCACUUCUGUAUGUCAUUUUAAAUGUUUAAAACCAGGGUACACGGUAUCCCCCACUAGAACAAUCAGAUGCUUACCGAACCAACAAUGGAGCGGGAAAAUUCCAUGUUGUGGUCGUUCUUGCAAUUUGUUCUCAAUUACGGAUAUUUAUAUAGUUUUGGAAUCUUCUGAAUACAUUGGAGUGAAUGCUUGGGUUAAAAUGAAGCAAUUUAUGAAGGAUGUGUUGGGGAGUUACGACAUAUCUUCGGAAUCAAUGAAGAUUUCUGUAAUGCGAUUUAAUAAGGAUGUGGACAUCGACAAUAUUAUUCAUAUGGAUGACUAUUUGAAUAAAAAAUCUGAAUUCUGGUAUAAAUUUGAUAGACUGCCUCGUGGUGGAAAAGGUAUAAUGUAG